AACUCAUUUUGCACCAUGGCAGAGCUCAGCUUCAACGUGGAUCAUGGGUAUCUGGAGGGUCUGGUUCGAGGGAUGAAGGCUGGGAUUCUGACUCAGACUGACUAUCACAAUCUGGCCCAAUGUGACACACUGGAGGACAUGAAGCUGCACCUGCAGGGUACAGACUAUGGUAAGCUGCUGUCCUCGUCUGAAGAGGACCUGACUGUGUCUCUGGUCGACAAAAAACUGAGGGAGAACCUGGUGACUGAAUUCAGCUGCCUGCGCUCCAACGCCCUGCCUCCACUCUCCACCUUCCUCGACUAUAUAACCUACAGCUACAUGAUCGACAAUGUGGUGUUGCUGAUCACCGGGGCCCUGAAACAGAGAGAUGUGGCAGAGCUCCUCCCGCGUUGUCACCCACUGGGAGCUUUCGACCAAAUGGCAGCCGUGGGCAUCGCCCGCACCCCGACUGAACUCUAUUCAGCCAUUCUGGUGGACACACCGCUAGCUCAGUUUUUCCAGGAAGCCAUAUCCGAGUCCAACCUGGAUGAAAUGGAGGCUGAGAUUCUGAGAAACAAACUGUAUAAGGCAUAUUUAGAGUCUUUCCACACUUUCUGCAAGAACAUCGACGGUGCCACAAAAGAUACGAUGUGUCCUGUGCUGGAGUUUGAGGCAGACAGGCGGGCCUUCAUCAUCACAGUGAACUCCUUUGGGACAGAUCUCAGCAGUGCAGACAGGAGUGCUCUGUAUCCUUCGUGCGGCAAACUUUACCCCGAGGGACUCCAACUGCUGGCCAAGGCAGAAGACCACGAGCAGAUCAAAGCUGUUGCCGACUGUUACCCAGACUAUAAGAUCAUUUUUGAUGACCCUGACCCGGGAUCAGACUUCAAGACUCUAGAGGACAGGUUCUUUGAACAAGAGGUGAAGCUGAACACACUUGCUUUCCUGCAGCAGUUCCACUUUGGAGUAUUUUACUCCUACAUCAAACUGAAGGAGCAGGAGAGUCGCAACAUUGUCUGGAUCGCUGAGUGUGUCACACAGAGACAGAAGUCCAAGAUACACAACUACAUACCCAUCUUCCAGGGAACAAAUUAACUGAGUAAUAAAGAGAAAUACAGACAUGCAUCUUACAUACAUAGUAUACAACAAUGUAAUAAAUGCACUUUAUCAAACUGUAUAAAAACAUUUGUUGAUCUCUUUAUGAUCAAAGUUUGGUUGUGAGGAUUAGUUACUGUGGUGGCACUAAAGUCAGUCACAAAUAUCUUCAGUGUUUGUACUACAGACCACAGAAAAGACAAAAAAAGGGCCUUGUGAUUAAUAAUAAACUACUUGCUAUGUAGUAUGUUCGCAUUCACAUUACUGGCACAAUAUCUGCAUAUCUACACAGGACAAAAGUGUACAUUUCAGGAGGUAUAAUAUUGUGUAACUAUAUAAUAGGGUACAAAAUAUAACCAAAAAAACGUCUGCAUAUAAUUAAUGUAGCACAAUCAGUGGUAUAAGAGUGUAAAUGUGUCUGUUUUAGCAGCUAACAGGGUCAUCAAUCACUCAUCUUUGCUUUUCAAAAGCUUGUCCUUCCUUCAUACUUUCACUGAAACAAAAAGAAAAACAAGAAGUUAAAAAACUAUCAAAGCUAUUUUUUUUCUUGCAUUGAGAAAUGUAAAACAUCUGCCACAUCAUUACAGUACAUAAUUAUAGACUGGACACAACGUGGGUCUAAUCAUCAACAUGUUGGCUGUAUAAUGGUCUAACUUACAGCACUGGACAGGGAACUCCAGUGGUAUGUAGUUCUGAUGGCAUAGAUGAACAAAAACUGAUGCUAAUCUGCAGGGGCCUCUGAAAGCGCUCACCUCACACACCGACAAGAAUUGACCGGGAUCCACCUGACAACACAGACAUACUGCUUUAACAUGAAGCACAGACUCAGUCGCAAACAGGGACUUAAAAUGAGCCAGAUUUUCACAUUGAGCUGCCAGAGAAAACAUAUUUGAUUUGUAUGCCAUAUAUCAAACCCUAAAUUCAAUUUCCUUCAUGUCUUGUUUUUAAAUUCAUUCUCAGGUCAGGCUGCAGAAAGAGGAAAGAAAUAGUUUGCUUUCCACCAAAUGUAAAUAAUAAUUAGAUUUUAGAAAAGAACAGUACUCUUUUACUGGAAAAUAUACACGUGUUUUGCAGUAUUUCUGUGUGGCAGUACUAAGGAGUGACAUUUAGACCAGUUUUAACUUCAUCUACUCUAUGAGCAAAGUUCAUAAGAGGUGAAAAUGGUCAUGUUUACUUUACCUCAUGUAAAUUUUUCUCAUCAAGUAUAGAGUCAUACAUUUUCCAUAAAAAAGAAUAAAUCUGUAACAGAAUAAGAAAAUAA
Molecule: messenger RNA, 2335 nt
Organism: Xiphias gladius (swordfish)
Lineage: Eukaryota; Metazoa; Chordata; Actinopteri; Istiophoriformes; Xiphiidae
Product: V-type proton ATPase subunit d 1-like
Exons: 8
Coding region: 16-1074 (352 amino acids)
Biological process (GO): vacuolar transport; vacuolar acidification; proton transmembrane transport
Cellular component (GO): proton-transporting V-type ATPase, V0 domain; lysosomal membrane; plasma membrane proton-transporting V-type ATPase complex
Molecular function (GO): proton-transporting ATPase activity, rotational mechanism
Source: RefSeq, a predicted model, not a curated record